Molecule: messenger RNA, 687 nt
Organism: Coprinopsis cinerea okayama7#130
Lineage: Eukaryota; Fungi; Basidiomycota; Agaricomycetes; Agaricales; Psathyrellaceae
Exons: 10
Coding region: 1-687 (228 amino acids)
Source: RefSeq, a predicted model, not a curated record
AUGGCCGGUGUCGGACUGAGAUUCUACCAAUAUCUCGCCUUCCUCUCUGUAUUGAAACUUUUAUCCAUCGCACUUGCAGCACCGAAUCUACAAACACAGUCAACAGAGGACGAUGUCAACAUUGCUCCUCUGGGAGUGAACGUCACCGUUGUUACGACCUUUGGACCUGGGUGUAGUCCUGCUUGGCAUGAGAUGGAUCCGCAAACAAAGGCCGUCACUGUACACUUGCCAGACACCCAGAUUGAAUUCGGGCCUGGAAUUCAUCCAAAUUCGUCGAGGAUGCAUUGUAGGGUCGAUUUCUUGAUUCAGAAACCCCAGGAUUGGACGUAUGGCAUUCAGAGCAUCGAUGUGACUGGGUACUUCAAGUUGGAUGAAGGAGUGCGUGCGUUCUUCUUGGGUGAUUACUAUUUUCCCUCGGACCCGUGGUCUGUGGUUAAUGAGGAUUUUGAUGGCCCUUUCUCCCACAGCCUUUACACCUAUAGCGUAAAAUUUCCGUUGUGGCGUAGCACUCUUGCGUCGUGCUCGCCAUCGGAAGCCUCACGAAUUACGACCCAGACCUCGAUCAGGCUCCGGGAUAUCGACGCUGGGAAUUCGACCGGCGGAAGUGGUUCUGUUGGUAUACCGCACCAUCUCGAUGACGGCCUUACUCUGACAUACCAAUUUGGGUGGGUGAAAUGUUUGGGGUAG